AUGUUGCUCGCCGAGGACCCCGCGACGCUCAUCCACCACACCAUCAACAACUUCAACAUCCAGCCCGACAAGCUCGCCGUCGCGCGCGUCACCGAGUCGCUCUCGACGCUGCAGCAGGCGCGCGACCUGCGGGUGCGCGACGCCGAGGCCUCGCUGCGCAAGCUCGCGCGGCAGCUGGCGACGCUCGAGUCGCAGCACGAGCACGAGGCCGCCGCGCACUCGUCGCCCGCGGACCACGCCUCGCGCAUCGCCACGCUCGACACGCAAAAGUUUCGCACCGCAAAGGCCGCCUCCGACGCCGAGAUGGAGGCCGAGCGCCUGGCUUCUCGCGCCGCCGACCUCGCCGCCCGCCUCCAGGAGCUCGACCUGCAGGGCGUCGAGGGCGACUUGGGCUCAGGAGGGGACGGCGGCCGCAGGGGGAAGGACCCCGUCGAUGAUGAGGUCCUCCUGCGGCUCAAGGUGUAUCGCAGCCUGGGCAUCGACAUUGAGCGCGACGGCCGCGACGGCGAGUGGUCCCGUGCCGUGGUGCGCAACGACCGCAAGGGCGACGUCCACGUCGUCAACAUGGACAAGAAGUUCUCGCGCUUCUUUUACGCAAACUACUUUUGGCAGACCUUGUGA
Purpureocillium lilacinum is the source of this 621-nucleotide messenger RNA. Its product is annotated as kinetochore-associated Ndc80 complex subunit spc24. NCBI's taxonomy places the organism in Eukaryota, Fungi, Ascomycota, Sordariomycetes, Hypocreales, Ophiocordycipitaceae. The record is from RefSeq and is a predicted model, not a curated record. Gene Ontology annotation, cellular component: Ndc80 complex. Gene Ontology annotation, molecular function: microtubule binding. Gene Ontology annotation, biological process: chromosome segregation.